GAUCCUGUAGUUUGGACUCCUCCGGUUGGGGGGGCUCAUCCUGCUCAGCUGCUGCCGGGCUCCCUGCCCUGCUGACGGACUGCUUCAGUGAACAGACCAGUGAGGAAACAGGGAGGGACGGACAAAGACAAAUGAAAGCGGAGUGAGGAGGCACAGACGCAUGUUGUCAGUGAGGAGGAAGCGGACUGCGGCUCAGUCUCCGGGGCUGUUCCUCCCUCUGUCCCGUCCCGUAGCUGCUAACACCGCGUCUGUUGUUCUUUCCCCACCGGCCUGUUCUCCAGCGGAGCACCGGGCUCUGGUUCCUUCGCCCUGGACGCGUUUUCCACCCGGAAUGCCCCGAACAACUCGGCUGACACGGUGAACAGCUGACGAUGGCUCCCGCGCGGAUGGUUGGCAAAGUUAUGUUGAGACUUGUGGGAAGUGUUCAGCCUCUUCGCUGCGGACUCGCGGCCAAACGUCCCGCUGCAUUUCUCCACACGGUUCAGCAGAGGUGGCCUCCACUUGGACAUCAAGCGCUUUUCUACAGCACGGUCCCGCCCUCCAGUGAUGUGUCUGUGAGGUACAAAUAUGGCCGUUUGGUUCUGGAGGUCCCGUUGCCAUCCAGGAACGAGAACUGUCUGUUCUACCUCCGGCCCAUGCUGAUGAGCGUGGGCGACCUGAUCACAGAUCUGCAGAGGGAGGACCCCGGACUGACUGCUUCUAUCAUCUCCAAGGACGGAGAGCACGUCCCCAGCACCACGCUCAUCGACGCUCUGCUGGACAACGAGUUCCAGCUCGUCAUCAACGAUGCCGUCUACGGUGUCAAAGCACCUGAAAAGGUGUGUGCAUCCAGCGAUCACGCCAUGGAGCUGGAGGACAUGAAGUACGUUGUGCACCUGCUGCACACAGCGCUCCACAUGCCCGAGCACCAAAUGCUGAAAGAGAGGGAGCUGCUGGAGAAACUGGACAACCUCAAACAAGAGCUCUCGCCUCUGGAGAAGAUGAAGGCUCAGCUGUCUCAAUCAGCAGAGUUCCACAGCUCCAAGGUUAUCUGGACCGGCAUGGCCCUGCUGUCCGUGCAGGGUGGAGCUCUGGCCUGGCUCACCUGGUGGGUCUACUCGUGGGACGUGAUGGAGCCUGUCACUUACUUCAUCACCUACGCCACCAGCAUCGGAGUCUUUGCCUAUUACGUCAUGACCAAACAGGAUUACCUCUACCCAGAGGCUAAAGACAGGCAGUUCCUCCAUUACUUUUACAAAGGGGCCAGCAGGAAGAGAUUCAGUGUGGAAAAAUACAACGAACUGAAGGAUGAAGUGGCUCAGGUGGAGGAGGAUCUGAGACGCCUGAAAUAUCCAACUGAACAUCAGCUGCCACUCGAACAGAUUCAGCCAAAGCCUUGAACCUAAGUCAGGCCAUGAAGAGUCACUGACACACACACACACUCUCUCUAAGGAGCAAAAACACAUUUUCUUUUGAUAAUGGUUCCUUUUUAACCAGGAAUCAAGAUCAUUCUGCAUUUUGUUUACAAUAUUGAUAAUGAUGCCAUUAAUAUCUCUGAGAAAAAUACUAACACUGAGGACUGUUGAAAUAAAGAGUAUUUCCCCAACACUGGGAGCAUCUCC
Molecule: messenger RNA, 1601 nt
Organism: Platichthys flesus (European flounder)
Lineage: Eukaryota; Metazoa; Chordata; Actinopteri; Pleuronectiformes; Pleuronectidae
Product: calcium uniporter protein, mitochondrial-like
Exons: 8
Coding region: 372-1379 (335 amino acids)
Biological process (GO): calcium import into the mitochondrion; mitochondrial calcium ion homeostasis
Cellular component (GO): uniplex complex; mitochondrial inner membrane
Molecular function (GO): calcium channel inhibitor activity
Source: RefSeq, a predicted model, not a curated record